CAACCAUACAUCUUCUAAAUAUUUAUUUUGUGCUUUGUGUAAAUGUGCUGAUCAACAAUAUUUUUUCCGAUAAAACAUUGCUGUCAAUUUAUAUUAAAAAAUGUGAACUCCAAAUGACAAAAAAAUGAAAACAUUAUUGACUGAUUAGUUUUCUUAUGGGUUCGACUUGGUAGUUUUAUUUACUAUUUUUAACCGUCUUCCUCCAAAUUUUUUACUAUCGGAUAUAGGCAUCAUUGCUCAGACUGUGUAGGCUUUCACGGCUGGUCAAAGUAAAUGUAGCGAAGUUUCCCGGGCUUAAAAGCCGUGAUCAAUUGGAAUUACUUUCUGAUGUUUUGUAAUUUCGGUGAACAUUAUCAAAAGUAAUGAGGUAACGGUAGAACCUCAUAAAACUUGUAUGAUUAAUGCUGUAGAAAUAGGUUGCUAUGCAACUAGUGUAUUGCAACCAUUUCAACUUCAAAUCAUGCAAAGGGAAGAUUCUUCGAAGGAUAGUUAUUCGUUUAAAAUAGUUAAUAAUGAGGAAGACGAAUUCCAAUAUGAGGAAGGUAUUUCUGCUGAAAAUUCAAGAGAAAUACACAGUCCUGUUGCAUCAUAUCAACAGAAGUACCCUAAAGAUUUUCUUCACAAUAGCUCAGGUGUUAAUUUAGAUGACAGUGAUUCUGACGACGAAGUUCUUAUAAGAGAACCUUCAGCAAAUCCACGAAGAUUUAACUCAAGGUUACAAAAAGAAGAACCGCAGAAAAAUGCAAAUAGUGGCGGCACGUCUUUUGAAGAAAGAAACAUUAUUAAUCUGCCCCCUAACGAUCAAUCGACAAUUGAAGGAACGUUUACUGAUUCUGACAGUGAAAGUGAAAACUUGGCCAGACUAGAUAAGAAACCCAUUCCUGGUCAGUAUGAUCCUCAAACUUACGAAUACUUGGAAGUCAAUUCCGAAAUUAAAGAGCUAUUUCAGUACAUUACUAAGUAUAGUCCGCAACAGUUAAAUCUAGAUUGUAAGCUAAAGCCUUUUAUUCCCGAAUAUAUUCCUGCUGUUGGUGAUAUUGAUGCAUUUUUAAAAGUAAUUCCUCCCGAAAAGUAUAUAAGUGGGGAACCGUUUGAUUCAAGCGAGUUUCAAUUAGGCCUUGCAGUACUUGACGAACCAUCAAUCAAUCAAAGCGAUCAAGCCUUAUUGCAUCUUCAGCUCAGAGCAAGUACAUUUGAUGUAGGACAAAAUGAUGAAACAGUGGUAGUUAAAACUAUCGAUCGUGUAGGUCGCAAUUUAAAAACGAUUGAUAAAUGGGUAAAAGACGUAAUCGAUCUCCACAAAAGUAAAUCUGCACCAGUAGUGCGAUAUUCCAGACCAAUGCCAGAUUUAGACGAUCUUAUGCAGGAAUGGCCCGAAGAAAUAGAAAGUUUGUUAAAAAUUCACGGAUUUCCAAGUUCUAAACUCGAUUGCUCUUUAAGCAGUUACAUUGAUGUUAUCUGUUCUAUUUUGGACAUUCCUGUACACCAAAACAAAAUAGAAUCUUUGCAUUUAUUAUUUUGUCUUUACGCAGCAAUAAAAAAUUCUCAGUUUUACAAAAGCACGAGCAAUAAUGAUGAUAUGAAGGCAUCUACUACAAAUCAACCAGAUCAACUUUUACUAGAAUAGCAAUUAUUUUUAUGU
Agrilus planipennis (emerald ash borer) is the source of this 1642-nucleotide messenger RNA. RefSeq names its product intraflagellar transport protein 46 homolog (gene IFT46). NCBI's taxonomy places the organism in Eukaryota, Metazoa, Arthropoda, Insecta, Coleoptera, Buprestidae. The record is from RefSeq and is a predicted model, not a curated record. Bases 395 to 1627 code for a protein of 410 amino acids. Gene Ontology annotation, biological process: cilium assembly; intraciliary transport. Gene Ontology annotation, cellular component: motile cilium; intraciliary transport particle B; centrosome. The transcript has 7 exons.